Messenger RNA from Rhagoletis pomonella (apple maggot), 1875 nucleotides. RefSeq names its product calcium and integrin-binding family member 2 (gene Cib2). Gene Ontology annotation, molecular function: calcium ion binding. The record is from RefSeq and is a predicted model, not a curated record. Lineage: Eukaryota; Metazoa; Arthropoda; Insecta; Diptera; Tephritidae. The transcript is spliced from 2 exons. The coding region runs from base 68 to 502 and encodes 144 amino acids.
UUACUUUUUUUCGCUUAGCGUUCAUAAACGUUUUCGUGAGCUGCGUCCCGAUUUGGUGCCACGCCAAAUGACCGAGGGCCAAGCAUCCAGUGUCAAGGUGCCGUGCGAAUGCAUCGAGAAGAUGCCCGAACUGCGCGAAAACCCCUUUCGACGGCGCAUCUGUGAAGCCUUCUCACGUGAUGGUCAGGGCAAUUUAUCCUUUGAAGAUUUCCUCGAUGCAUUGUCUGUGUUUAGCGAGCAGGCGCCGAGAGACAUUAAAGUUUUUUAUGCCUUCAAGAUUUACGAUUUUGAUCAAGAUGGCUUCAUUGGUCACGCCGACCUCAUGUCUUGUCUCACAACCAUGACGAAGAAUGAAUUAAGUCCGGAGGAGCAUCAACAGAUAGCCGAUAAGGUUAUGGAAGAGGCGGAUGUAGAUGGUGAUGGGAAAUUGUCAUUUCUUGAAUUCGAGCAUGUCAUUCUGCGUGCCCCGGACUUCCUUUCCACCUUUCGCAUACGCAUCUAACAUUAUGGAUAUGCAAAUAUGACUAUAAGGCUUUACUAGACACUUGGUUUUACUAUGAAGUACAUACAUAUGUACAUAUGUACAUAUAUACAAUGGUUGAUUGUUGUAUUUGUAAUCAGUAUAUUUGCAUAGUUAUUUAUAUUGUAAUUUUCUGCAUACUGGCUACAACAAAGAAAUAGAGCUUUUAUGUGUCAAAGAUUUAUAUUGAAUCUGAGUACAAUAUGUCACAUUCUGAAUUCAAUGAUUGACUUCAAUGCAAUUGAAUGUAACUGUUAGUAUUGAUUGAGUUUUAUUUGAAAAGUGCCAAUCAGCACAGAUUUCUGCCAACGUUUGAGUUAUUUAGUUCUUUAAGAUAAACAUAUUUGCAAAAUGCAGUCAAUUUAUCUAAGAGUUGAUUAAUUUUUAACAAUACUUACAGUAAUAGAUUGGAACCAUUCUAGUAAGAUUUUGAGGUAAAUAAUACCCUAUUUCCACCAACAGCUUUACUGCAGUUAAGAGCUAAGGUAAGUUCCAAGAAUUUAAAACAUGGGGUGAAUCGGCAAGGUAAUUACCGCUGCAUAUUGUCCUCCAUGGUACGGCCGCAACGAGCGCUCUUAGACUCAGGGAGGCCGAAACGGGGAAGGCAACCAAUUUCGGGCAUGCAGCAAUAGUGAAUGAAAUUAAAGGGGCCGGCUAAAUGGAAUUAAAGCUAACAUAGAAGCUAGCACUGAUUACAUUACGCCUGUUUGGGACUUUUAAUACGAAGAUACCCAUUAGGUUCCCGCCUGAAGAAGAAUGGGAUGCAGGACUACCAGUAGCAAAGGGAGAUUAUAUCCAUCUACACUGACGGUUCAAAGAUGAAAUAAGGAACCGGAGUCGGUGUCUACUCGAAGGACCUGCAGAUCAACCGGUCCUUUCGUCUACCGAACGACUACUGCAGUGUUUUCUAAGGGGAGAUCUACGCUAUAGAGAGGGAGGCUAGUCAUUUACGUAGUAGUAGAGUUCCAGAAGGCAAAGGCACUGCUUUUACCGACAGUCAGGCAGAACUGUUGGCAAUAGGAUCUAAAAUAGUGAUAUCGGGAAUUGUAUGGAAAUGUCGCACCACGCUGGCGUCACUGAGCCGUAUCAACGUCACUCUAUGCUGGGUUCUCGGGCAUAGCAAUAACACAAACGGUAAUAACGCAAAAUUUGCUUUAUUUCACUUUUAAAAUCUGAGUUUUGCCUUAUAACCUUUCUUGGAAACAAAUUUUGCCUUAAGGCGGACCACCCUCAACAAAAUAACAAAAUGGUAUUAUGUAGUACCAGGUUCCAGCAUAAAAACAUCCAUGAAGCUACACGGCUAUCUCCAGAUAAAAAAAUAAGAAAAUCAAGAUACGCACCCGCCUCUGUGCAGC